Messenger RNA from Penicillium nucicola, 285 nucleotides. RefSeq lists its product as uncharacterized. The record is from RefSeq and is a predicted model, not a curated record. Lineage: Eukaryota; Fungi; Ascomycota; Eurotiomycetes; Eurotiales; Aspergillaceae. The coding region runs from base 1 to 285 and encodes 94 amino acids. The transcript has 2 exons.
AUGACCUCAAAUGCUUCGAAAAGAUCGGUGUGUGCUUCUUGUGGUAAGCUCGUACCAGAUGCUGAUAUUGUUCCUGUUGAUGAUGGUGAUCCUUUGCUCUUACCUCUCGGGAGUGCUCUCGAUCGCUGUGGUCAGCGUGAGCGCACCUGGAAUGUGUGCUUAUCCUGCCUAGGCCUCUGCAUGGUGCGGUCUUGCGGUUUCAAACUGCAGAGCUAUGACUUUGAGCAAACAGCGCUGACCGAUAUGGACGUGAAAAGCCCAAGGAAAACGACUUUGAGCAUAUAG